CUGGGGCGGGCGGAGUCCGGUAAUGGGAGAAGGCGGCGGGGCCGGGCCGGGUCGUCCUCUCCCGUCCUCUUCCCGGGCGCGGGCGGCUGGACGAGCCGGGCUGCGGCCGGCGGAGCAGAGCGGAGCGGGGCGGGACCCCCCAGCCCGCACCAUGCGGAACCGCCCGCUGGGGAGGUUGCUGAAGAGGCGGUCGCGGCUGCUGCUGGCCUGCGGGGUGCUGCUGGCGGGGCUCUGGGCCGCCUACCUGGAGCUCGUGGCGUCGGCGGAGGGCAGCGGCCACCCCCUGAACCGCAGGUAUGGUAGCUGGAGGGAACUGGCUAAGGCUGUGGACCCAAACUUGCAGCUUUAUUAUCCUAAGAAGUCAGGACACCAGAACCAAGAGCAGCAACAAGGUGGGAGGAAUAGGCCAGAUUUUCCUGCAGUGGACAUCUCUUCUCCUUGGAUGCCAGAGUUCCAGGGCCAGGCCAAUCUCCAUGUGUUUGAGGAUUGGUGUGGCAGCUCCAUUGAGCAGCUCAGAAGGAACCUCCACUUCCCACUCUACCCCCAUACACGAACCACCCUGAAGAAGUUGGCAGUGUCACCCAAAUGGACCAACUACGGGCUCCGCAUAUUUGGCUAUCUGCACCCUUUCACUGACGGGGACUUUCAAUUUGCCAUUGCUGCUGAUGACAAUGCUGAGUUCUGGUUGAGUUCAGAUGAAAGGAUCUCUGGCCUCCAGCUUCUGGCUAGCGUAGGCAAGACUGGGAAGGAGUGGACGGCACCAGGAGAAUUUGGGAAGUUCCAAAACCAGCAAUCAAGGCCAGUGAGAUUAGCAGCUUCCGGCAGGUACUACUUUGAAGUGCUGCAUAAACAGGAUGACAAAGGAACAGAUCAUGUGGAGGUGGCGUGGCGACUGAAUGACCCAGAAGCCAAGUUGACAGUCAUAGACUCCCAAUACCUCUCCCUUUUUGCUAAUGAGACUCUCUUAAAGAUGGAUGAAGUUGAACAUAUACCACAGACAUUGGCCAGCCGUGCAAAUCAGUCGACUGCCAGUCUGAGCAAGAAGACACACCCAGCUGACAUGCUGAAGCCUGACCCUCGGGACACUAUUUAUAAAGUGCCUCUGAUUAGUAAGUCACGCCUGCGGAAGACGUUGCCGGACUGCCCUUACAAACCCAGCUACCUGGUGAAUGGAUUCCCAUUAUCACGCUAUCAAGGACUCCAGUUCGUUCACUUGUCCUUUGUUUACCCAAAUGAUUAUAGCCGCCUGAGCCAUAUGGAGACAGACAACAAAUGCUUCUAUCAGGAGAAUCCAUAUUACUUGGAAAGAUUUGGAUUCUAUAAAUAUAUGAAAAUUGACCAGCCAGAGAGGAGAAAUCCGGAGUCUGAGGAGAAAACAGAGCAACCAGGCUAUGAGGAAGGGAACCCUGAUGAGUUUCAGUACAUGGACCAGGACACAAACCCCAGCAAGCAGGGGGCAGAGCUGGCAGUGGGCAAGGCAUACCCUAGCAUACUGAUGGGCUAUGAUGAUGUUUACAAUGACUACUCUCUCCAGGGGCAUAGGAAGCCCCUCUCACUCACAAAUGGCAAUGUGAAGGAGGCAGUCCCAAACAGAAGAAGAAAGAGGCCCCAUAGGAAGGCAGUUACCCUCACUUCAGACAACCAACGCAUCAACAAAACCAAUCUAGAAAGAAACCCACCCAUGAGGAGGCCUCACUUAAAAACUGGGGUCAAGGACAAUUCCAAAUAUCCUUCUCAGCAUGCCAGGAGCACCCGUGGAAGGCCACUCAUCAAGAAAAGAAUAGGAGACCCAGGUCCUGUCUCUAGCACAAGCCCUCAGGAUGCCUCGGAGCAUUCUCCUGGUGGGUCUAGGGACUCAGGUGGUAGGAUACCAAGAGGAGCAAGGCCUCCUCAGAGAGAUCUCAAUUCAACUAACACCAAGAACCAACCAAUGGGCACCAUACAAGCCAAGAGACAAAGCCCAGUCUCUGGUAAAACCAGCAGAAGAGCUGUAAGCGCUGCCAGCCUCAGCAAACAGACCCUUUACCAAGCACAGUGGCUAAACCAAGUGGAGUCAUAUAUUGCUGAGCAGAAGGUGGCAGAUGGCAUUGAUGCGGAUGUGGAGAAGGGUCAAGUAGAGUCUCAGGCAAAGGACAGGCAUGAACUUGUAGACCUAGCAGUAGCAGAGGAAGAAGAAGAGAUCAAAGGAGAAGUCGAGGGGGAGGAGGAAGGAUUUGACUACAUGCCAGUGUUUGACCAAGUAGUGAACUGGGAACAGACCUUCAGCACAAGCAUCUUGGAUUUCCACGUGCUGCGAACAGACUGGAUUGACCUGAAGUGUAACACAUCGGGGAACCUGCUGCUCAAAGAGAGGGAGGCCCUGGAGGUCACACACAUCUUCCUAAAGAAGCUCAACCAGAAGAACAAAGGGAGGUUCCAGCUGCAGCGCAUAGUGAAUGUGGAGAAGCGGCAGGACCACCUACGAGGGAGCCGCUACCUGCUGGAGCUGGAGCUACUGGAGCAGGGGGGACGGCUUGUCCGCUUCUCAGAGUACAUCUUUGCACGGGGUUGGCAAGGCAUUGGUGGUGAUGAUCAGGAGAGGAACAUGAGGAACCUGGUUUGGGGCCACCGGCGCCACUUGAUGGGUGUGGCUAAUGAGCCGGAGCUGUGCUGGCCACUGGGCUUUUCCUGGAACCAUCAUGCUGUUGUCCACUUUAUCGUGCCAGUGAAAAACCAGGCCCGCUGGGUACUGCAGUUUAUUUCUGACAUGGUGGAAUUGUCCCAAGUCACCAAAGACCCACACUUCAAUGUCAUCAUCACAGACUACAGCAGUGAUGACAUGGAUGUAGAGAAAGCUCUGAAGAGGUCCCGGUUACAGAGUUAUCAGUACUUGAAGCUGACAGGGAAUUUUGAACGCUCAGCAGGGCUCCAAGCUGGCAUAGACCUUGUGAAGGAUCCACACAGUAUCAUUUUCCUCUGCGAUCUCCACAUCCACUUCCCAGGCGGGAUCAUCGACUCAAUUCGGAAGCACUGUGUGGAGGGCAAGAUGGCCUUUGCACCCAUGGUCAUGCGGCUGCAUUGUGGUGCAUCCCCACAGUGGCCUGAUGGGUACUGGGAGGUGAAUGGAUUUGGUCUCUUGGGCAUAUACAAGUCUGACCUGGAUAAGAUUGGGGGCAUGAACACCAAAGAGUUUCGGGAUCGCUGGGGAGGAGAGGAUUGGGAACUCCUGGACAGGAUUUUGCAGGCUGGCUUGGAAGUAGAACGACUCUCGCUGAGACAUUUCUUCCACCGAUUUCACUCUAAACGGGGCAUGUGGAACCGACGCCAGUUGAAGACACCAUAAUGUUUGAUUGGCCGAGCUAGUCAGUCUGGCAUCCCAGCAUGCACUUUAUCUAGGCCCAGAGCACACAUUCUUCCCUUUCAAAGCCUCAUACAUGGCUGGAUUUACACAGGUUUGUGGAAUAGGCCAGUCAGAGGAAUGGGAACUUCUCUUGUGAGUCAUUAAGGCUCAAACACAGGAUCUGUGUUUGUGUUGGGGGAGCCUAAGACACUGAAAGUACCUCUAGACCCUGAUUGAUGGCACAAUGGAAGAGAUGCCACACUGCCUGGAGUACUUGCAGGGUUCCAAAAAAAAAGAGGGAAAAAGGGAACAAAUCCUAGUUACACGUAAAAUGGAUUAUGUACAAUAAUGCAGAUGCUGCUUCUGAUACUUGAAAAAAAAUGACUGACUUCCAUGUCUUUGGACAGGGGACCAAAGUAAGUUCUCUGAACUGCAUUGUACCUGAAUCCCCACGUCCCAGCCUGGCAGAGACUACGUGUGGAGCAGCUGAAUUAAAACUUGAAGCUGCCAGUGCUUAGUCCAUUUCACCAUGCUUUCACUUAAAUCAAUAGGAAAAACUAUACUCAGGUUCAACAAACCAUGGGCUGCAUACAGAAUGUAAACAGUAGGCAGCAUUUGCCUGUCAUUGCUUGAAGUUAAGAACAAACUGUGUCGUCUGCCUGAAACUGCUGCUGGGGACUUGGAGAGGCUAGGUAAGGCCACCUCUGUUGUAACUGAAAAGCCUUAUCUACAGCUGUGGCCCCGGCAGACGAACAAGCUUGUCCCAAUGACACCAGAGAACUAACAGGGAAGAAAUGGCAAUAUUUUAUUAGUUGAAAUAGUGUAAUUUUAUCAGCGAAAAGACGAAUUGUUCUGACCCUGUUGCUCUGCAGAUAAGAGCAUCUGAGGGUUAAUGUCAUAAGUUUCGACUUUGCAGUCAUGUUCUUUUGUAGCUAUGACUUGUGUAGAGACCAGGUUGGUGUGCCUUAGCAGAAGCACAAGAGCACCUAAGGAUUCUGCACAUAUGGAAAGAUGAAGGAAGCUUCAUGUAGCACUGGUACCAUGGACCUGCAGCCUGGUGCUUGCCCUGGUGCAGGAUCGUGCAAGUCUGUGAACUGCACUGCUAAACGGAUGGCAAGGGUCUAUUGUUUCACUGGUAAAAGGACUAUGGAUGGGGACGCUGCUCAAACACAGUAGAGCCUUGCUCCAAUUGAAGUCAACGGCAAGGCCAUACUACACAGACUGCUGCUGGCCUCCUACACUGAGGGAGGAGAGCAGCCAGGUGGAAAGAUUGCUUCUGAUUAUCUGCAGUUUGCGGGAAUCAGUUGACAGAGUAACAGAUUUUUAGGACAAAUUGCAGGGCUGAGUUGGUGCCUGAAUUUUCUGCCUUUCAUACAAUGGUGAUCAAGGCCAGGCAUGCAUUGUGUGCCACCCCUAAAUUACAAUUUCAUUUGUCCUUAAUGAACCCUGUGGCACCUGACAGGCUCCCCUGCUGCCAUUGUUGCAAUCUCCAGCAGCAAACAGUAGACUGAUCUUGGCACACAGGAUUUAGGCCUAGGUUGUCAGCUUGUUUUCUGAGCUGACCCCGCUCUCAACUCUUUGCUUGACAGGAGCAGGGAAAAGUAUCAGGGGCUGAGCAGAGCAUGCCAUGCAGAGUGGAGCAGUGUUGAUGAACAUAUAAGGCUCAGGCAUCUCUUAAUCUAUUAAACCUUUAUAUGAAUGUAGCCAUUUGGGACUUGUGGGGAUGAAUCCUCCAGGCCAUUCCAAAUAGCAGCCUCUUGUCAGAAAGAGGGUCCUUUUUUAACAUGUGGAGGGUGGUGGCAGAGGAAGAUAGCUGUCUUGCUGCAGAGGUGUGAGUUCAAGCCUUGGUCCAUAUUUGUACCCAAGGCCCUUCUCCAGUCAACCCAGCUGUCAACAGAUACCUGGUUUUUUGAGCUGGGAAAUUGAAAGUGGCUAACUGUGUCACUCCCUUUGAUACUGCUGGCUACAGAAAGUGGCAGGCCUUAACCCAACAGUGGGCAAUUAUUUGGGUUGGGAGGCCACUUAAUGACUUUUGGUGACCUGUCAAGGGCCAUCCCUCCUCCUUUCCUUCCCCCUCCCAUCCCCCCUCAGCUGUGACCAGUGCAGAAGCCUGAACCCGCCCACAGCUUUAGCACAACCCCCCCUAUGGAGUCCCCUCCCGCCCCUUUUUCUCCCCCUUCCCCACCCCAGUCUGGACCCAGCAGCUACGGGUUGCAUCCACAGCUGCCCAAAUGCGACCAGCAGCUUCCAAGUCAUAGAUUUCAUAGAUUUCAUAGACAUUAGGGCUGGAAGGGACCUCGGAAGAUCAUCGAGUCCAGGCCCCGCCCAAAGGGCAGGACGUCAGCUGGGGUCAUAGGAUCCCAGCAAGAUAAGCAUCCAGUUUCAUCUUGAAGGUGUUCAAUGAAGGCGCUUGAACAACCUCCGGCGGUAGGCUGUUCCAGACCUUGGGGGCUCGGACAGUAAAGAAAUUCUUCCUUAUGUCCAGCCUGAAAUGAUCUUGUAGUAGUUUGUGACCAUUCGUCCUCAUCAUCCCUUGGGGCGCUCUGGUGAACAAACGUUCCCCCAGAUACUGGUGAUCACCCCUGAUAAACUUGUAGGUGGCCAUCAGAUCACCCCUGAGCCUGCGCUUUUCCAGGCUAAAGAGCCCCAGGGCUCUCAGCCUGUCAUCGUAGGGUCUGCUUCCCUGACCCCUGAUCAUGCGCGUGGCUCUUCUCUGGACUCUCUCAAGCUUCUCCACAUCCUUUUUGAAUUGUGGAGCCCAAAACUGGACGCAGUACUCCAGCUGCGGCCUCACUAAGGCCGAGUACAGGGGGAGAAUGACGUCCUGGGAUUUGCUUGAGAAGCAUCUAUGAAUGCAAGCCAGUGUUUUGGUCGCUUUACUAGCCGCUGCAUCGCAUUGCAGGCUCAUGUUCAUCUUGUGGUCAAUGAUGACCCCCAAGUCUCUUUCUUCCAUAGUGCUAACCAACAUAGCACUGCCGAGCCUAUAAGGAUGCUGCGGGUUUUUCUUCCCAAGGUGGAGAACCUUGCAUUUAUCGGCAUUGAACACCAUCAGAUUUUCAUCCGCCCACUUGCUGAGCCUGUCCAGGUCAGCCUGGAUCACCCGCCUGUCUUCUGGCGUGGAUGCUUUGCCCCAAAGUUUGGUGUCAUCGGCGAACUUGGCCAGUCCGCUUCUGACUCCAGUGUCCACAUCGUUAAUGAAGAUGUUGAACAGUAUGGGUCCAAGGACAGAGCCCUGGGGGACCCCACUGGUCACAGGACACCACGAUGAGUGACUUCCAUCAAUUACUACCCUCUGGGUCCGACCCCGGAGCCAAUUUUCCAGCCAGUGGAUCGUGGGGGACCCAAGACGACAAUUGGCCAGUUUCUCCAAGAGACGAUCAUGGGACACCAGAUCGAAGGCUUUUUUGAAGUCAAGAUAUAUGACAUCAAUCUCAUCUCCCUUGUCCAGGUGAUAGGUCACCUGGUCGUAGAAGGAAAUGAGAUUGGUCAAGCAAGACCUACCCGCAACAAACCCGUG
This is a messenger RNA of Alligator mississippiensis (American alligator), 6836 nucleotides long. It is a transcript of the gene B4GALNT3, whose product is annotated as beta-1,4-N-acetyl-galactosaminyltransferase 3. NCBI's taxonomy places the organism in Eukaryota, Metazoa, Chordata, Crocodylia, Alligatoridae. The record is from RefSeq and is a predicted model, not a curated record. Bases 23 to 3322 code for a protein of 1099 amino acids. Gene Ontology annotation, molecular function: acetylgalactosaminyltransferase activity. Gene Ontology annotation, cellular component: Golgi cisterna membrane. The transcript is spliced from 20 exons.